GAGGCGUCCUGAACGCAACGCACCUUCGCAUGAUUCACCGCGGAGCAAAGAAAGAACUGCGUCAACUGGCAAUAAACCAUGGAGACCCACAAAGAGGUGGCAGGAGCUGACCCCUCGCCUCCCACCUUCUCCCAGGUGGUCUUCACCGACAUCCAGUACUCGUACCCGCUUUCAGCCUCCAUCACCUGCAGCUUCACCCUCAAUCCUGCCUUCCAGCCCAGCUCCAGGGACUGGGUGGGCAUUUUCAAGGUGGGGUGGAGCUCGACAAAGGAUUAUCACACCUUUGUGUGGGUGGAGACCAGUCAGGAUGCAGAGGGGCAGCAGAUAAGGCGAGCUGUGUUCAAGGAAUACUACCUGCCCAAAGACGAGAUCGAGUUCUACCAGUUCUGCUACAUUGACAGUUCUGGGCAGGUGCGCGGCGCCAGCGCUCCCUUCCGCUUCACAAAUCCAGCCGAGCAGAACACGGAAAGCAUCACGGAGGACGACCUGCUGGUCAUCACAACGCAGGACCAAGUUGAGCAGAGCGAGCGUGAGAAGGACGAGCUGCAGAGAAAAUUGGCUCUGAUGAGCGCGGAGAAUGAAAACUUAAAAAGCGCUCUGCAGGAGAAGCAGGAUGAAAACCUCACCUUUAAGGAGCAGAAUGAAGAGAGACAGACAGACUGGAUUAAUAUGGUUCAAGAAAUGGAUCAGAUCAAGGAGCACAAUGAAAAAUUAAAGCACACUCUGCAGCUGCAGCUGAAGGAGAACGACCGUUUAAAGGAGGAGAUGGUGAUCCAGCAACGGAACGCUUCCCAGCAGGAGAGGCUGAGUCAAAGCCUCGUGUCGAGAACAAACGAGGAGAAAUAUGACCGAGCUGUGAUGAAGAUCAACCAGCUGAAAGAGGAACGCGACGAGCUGCGGCAGAAGCUUGAAGCAAAAAGUGACGAGAUCACCAAGCUGAAGGCCGAACUCAGGGAAGGAGAACGAGAGCUGUCCAGAACAAACGACAGGUUCCAGCUUCUGCAGGUGGACCUUCAGAGCAGCAUCAAAGAGAAGGAGAAAGUCACGGCGGAGCUGCGGAGCGUCACCUGCAGCAUGGACGAAGUGGAGAGAGAGAACCGGGAGCUGUGCAGGAGGCUGUCGGAGCAGGAGGCUACGCAGACGAUGCCACAGGAAGACCUGAAGGUGCAGUGUCAGACUGUCACCAGGCAGCUGCGGGAGACGCAGGUGAAGCUGGCAGCCGAGAGGGAGGAGACCAGGAUCGCCAAGAGACAAGCGGAGGUUUUAGAAAAUGAGCUGAUGGAUAUCAGGGAACGGCUGAAGGAUGUGGCCGCGGCGCGCGAGCACGAGAACCGGAAAAGCAGCAAAUAUGAGCUGCAAGUCACAGAGAUGAAUAAAAUCUUGGCAGAUAAGGACAUUUCCAUGGAAGAGCAGAGACAACAGAUGAUGCUCGUUCAACUAGAGAAUCGGGAGCUCAUCAAAGAAAACCAGAAACUCAGCGGGGACAUCGAGAGGCUGCGCACGGUUUACUCGAGCCCUGAUGAAGGUGGUGCUCGUGGUGCUGCUGCAGAAGAACUGCUCUACGUGCAGCCGGACGUCGUCGCUCCAGUCGGCGGCACUUCAGCCGACGAGCAGAGCUCACACGGACACCAGAACAUUUAUGACACAAUUGAUUCGUUGCAACCACCAGAAGAAGAGCCGGCGCUGGUGUGUCGUCACUGCCAGGAGAGAUUCCCGGGCAUAACCCAGGACGAGCUGGAGCAGCACGAGCAGAGCCACCGAGUGUGUCCCUUCUGCACCAUGAUCUGCGACAGCAUGGAGCAGUCCGUGUUCGAGGAUCACGUCUACGGACACGAGCUGUGACGGCGCCCUCGGGGUCUUGAACCACGCCGUACGAGACGGCCGCGAAGGAGACCGCACAUAAAACUGUUUCAGGUUCAACGCCCUCCACAGCUGAACGUUUCAAAACGUUCAGGGCUGAAACUCUGAUUUUACAAAUUUGCCUUUAAAACUUUUAUUUUAAUUAAUUAAAACCUGCGGCUCCUUUAAGAAAACUUGUAGUUGCUUUAGGUCUUUACAAAAAUGAAAAAUUGUUAAAAAUAUAAUAAAUUACUGGCAACAUUGCAACAAUCUGAACAGGCAACGGAGUUGACAACGUGCAGAAAUUUAUUCUUUUGUUUCCUGUCGGCUCCAAAAAAAGCAACAAAUUCAAUUGUUGGAUUUUUUUUUUUUAUUAGCUAUAAUCUUAGACCUCCGUCUUUUUGCUUUUCAUUUUAUCUACAAUAAAUCAACCGAUGCUGUAAAGUUCGGCUUUUUAAACCUACACGCUCGUGUCGUCUGACGUUAGAUGCUUUUAAAGAUAAUUGGCUCUUUUUCCUCUGAGCAGAAUAAAAACGAGUGUAGAAACAUGACACUAAAAUAAACAGUGAAAACUACUUUCAACAGAUGUUUAUAUAAAAGUGAUUGGGAAUAAUUAGCAAAUAUAAAUAUAUUAAAGAUUUAAAUUGGACGAUAUGAGACGUGUUUGUGUUGGAGGUUGUUGCCGAUGAUCAAGACUUUUGCAGCCAAUGGGACACGUCUCCCGUUGUUUUAAAGUAAAAAAGCUCAAUUUAAUUUUAAGAUCUAAACCGAGCUGAUCUUUUAAGUGAAGACAAUGUUGCCUGAAAGUGUCUUAUUAUAAAAGUUUAUGCUCUGAGGGAAAACCUCAGCCUCUAAUUAAAGCUGUAAAGUCCGUCUUUGAGUGGACGGAUGUUUAUUUAAAAAGAAGAACACCUUUUCGCUCAGCGGUGUAGCAGAAUCAGGUCGUACGAGUUGUUUUAAAUGCAUUGAACCAGUUGUAAUUAAUAAAAAUCCAUGACAGCAAA
Molecule: messenger RNA, 2843 nt
Organism: Nematolebias whitei (Rio pearlfish)
Lineage: Eukaryota; Metazoa; Chordata; Actinopteri; Cyprinodontiformes; Rivulidae
Gene: calcoco2
Product: calcium binding and coiled-coil domain 2
Exons: 15
Coding region: 79-1842 (587 amino acids)
Source: RefSeq, a predicted model, not a curated record